GGCGAGGCAGUACAUUAAACCCGUCUCUUCAUCUCCAGCUAUUCAGCUUGUCUCGCUGUCAUACAACAGUCUUCGGAUGCUACCUCCUUCAUGAAUGUUAUUUCAAGAGUAAGUUAAGCCAAAUAGGAAACUCUCCAUGACAAGUGUUAGAUACCUGUCAGAUUCAUUCACCAAUCAUCUGUCAGACAGUUACAAAGAGUUUACUUUUCAGUCCCGGUGGCCACGACAGUGUUUGAUUGCUUCGAACAAUCCCUUAACGCUGCUCAGGAAAGAAAAGAUUCUGUAACGAUCUCCAUUAACGUCUAGGUGAAAUCUUUGCAAAUCAUCGUUAUUUCAGAACAGAAGAUUCAAGAUAGAAUUUACCAGUUAGACCAGUUGAUAAUUUGUUUAUCUCUCGAUACAUAUUCCGUAUACAGACCGAGGAAGCAUGGCCAAAGCAUUGAUUGGAAUCCUUCUCGACGUCUCCCAUUCCAUGCGUGAUAACGUGGGAAGCGGUGUUGAUGAAGAUGGAGGACCGUGGGCUCUUUCGAUAUUUGAAGUUAUUGACAACCUGAUCAAACACGACGUUUCUCCUGAUAACUCUGUAUUUGCUUUGGCCUUUGGAGCUAGAGGUGGCGACCAGUUAUUAGACAUCUUAACGUGUCUUCAGUCUUCCAAAUGUGAUCAGAAAGCCACAGAUGAUCAGAUAGAGAAGAUUUACCGAAUACUGGAAGGAGCCGGUGCAAAAUACAUCCGCAAAUGGGCAAGGAGGGAGGUCGUCCAAGGAGUAUUUACACAACACAAGGCUUGCUUGUUUCUGGAAAAAGCUGAGUCGGACGAAGUUUUUCCAAAAACAUUUGUCCAAACGUGUCUACCACCAAAAUGCCGAGUUUUUCCUGGAGGAGCCUUAGAGGCACAGCUUUUAACCGGAGCCGAACACGCGUGUGCAAGUGUGUGGUCAUCCAUACGAGAAGCUACAGAGGAAGACAUCCAAGGAGCACUGACAAAGGCCCAACCGUUGUUGGUCAGUUUCAAACCUCGCAUCUUCAAUGUUAAAGAAGCUUCAGAUGUAUUACAUGGAUACAUCGAUGAAGGAGAACUCUCUAAAGAAAGGAGCCGAGAAUUAUUACAGAGAGUAGAGCCCUACAUCUAUGGCGACGCUCCCAUGCAUCAAGCAGUCGGUAGGGCGACUGAGUGUUUUGAAAAAAACGCGUCUACGUUUCAAAGUCACAAAAAGCUACUGUUUGUCUUAUCAGACGGAGUUCCCACAGAUGGAGAAGAUAAUGAUUCGGCGAGAAUAAAGAAAGCGGCCACAAGAUUAGAGAACGCAGGUGUGACCGUAGUUGGCUGCUUUGUCACUAAAUCCACAGUGAUUCAGCCCAGACAACUGUACAGUGAGAUGAAGACAGACUGGGACCAAGGUGCAAAGUUCCUGUUCUCACUGAGCUCAAUCGCAACCACGCAGUCGAUACCACGCACCAUGUUUGUUAAACGUGAUUGGUCCAUUGAGGUUAAGAACAAUGAAACACGUUUGUUCCUGCAGGUUAAUCAUCCCGACCACCUGCGAGAAGCUUGCGACCUUGCUCGAAAGGUCGUCUGUUCUCAGGAGGCGUUAUCCGAUUUGCUUGCAGACGUUGACCUCGAUGUGUACAUAAACCAGUCAGUAAGAGAUUAUGAAGCACAAGCAAAGCAAGAAGGACAGACCUGCUUUGCACAUGCAUCAGCUACAGUGCUUCAUUUGACUAUGAAGCGAAUUCAUGGCCGCCAGGGCAAAAUCCCAGAUUUCGAAGAAUUGAAAAAUGAAAUGAUCGGCCAUUUUGGAAAAGAAGCUGCCGUUAUCAAAACAGUGCUCGAAAAAAUGUGCAACAAGUACCGUUUGCGUUACAAGCAAGUUGACCUCAAGGGUGCCAUAGAAGCAGUCGCUUCAAGCCGACCGGUGGUUGCAACAUUUGGGCUUACCCUCAAUGAGUGGGGUAGGUUUUAUAAGUUCUUCGAAACUAACGGAAAAGGUAUUUUGACAAAAAGGGUGAUCGAUAUAACAGCCCGUCCUGAAAAUCCCAAAGGGUUUGGCCAUGCAGUGGUUUUAACCAGUUUCAACAGUGAAUAUUUGCGACUGUUGAAUUCCAAGGGAUCCGACUGGGCAGACAACGGCUUUUUUAAAGUGCAGAACGCAGACGUUCUUGGAUUUAAGUUUUAUGAUGUUCACUGGGAAGUAGAAGAUCUGAACGAAAAAGAAAAAACCUCUUUCAAGGAACUUGGAUCCAAGCGUGCCAAAUGGCUGAUGGAAACUUUGCCGAGUCUUCAGCGAGAUGAUUACACCGUGAAUUGUCCCAGAUGCCAGCAAGAUUCACCGGUCAAGAAGUUCACUGGCAAUUUGUCAGGUGCUAAGUGUCCCAAAUGUAACAAGGAAUUCAAUCUGAAAAAUGUCCCCAAAGGAAACAUUUUGGCUCUCAACAUUUAUCUCACUGCUUCAAGCACAUAAAUUCUCCUCGUUAUCCUUUUUACUCUGAUAGAGAAAUGUUUAGCCUUCCUUUUUAUUAUAGGGAAGAUAUCACAACCUCCAUAACAGGAUAACCUGAACAAAGGCGCCGAAUGAAAACGAUUUAAUAUCAGUUUCAGUUAAUUUAUAAGUGGUAUUCUGCUUACUCAAACUAGUUGACAGGUAUGAUUACAGUAAUCGUAAUUUUGGCAUAAACAACCGACCCUAGCGGUCCUAAAAAGAAAAAUCUUCAAAGAUUUAGAUCAAGUUUAGUUUUGCAGAGAGAAAUAACCAAGGACGGUUUACAAAAAGCAAGGAAAUUUCCCUACUUUUCAUAGGCAAAACAACUUAUCCAUGCAGAAAAAAAAACAA
This is a messenger RNA of Pocillopora verrucosa, 2830 nucleotides long. RefSeq lists its product as uncharacterized. The record is from RefSeq and is a predicted model, not a curated record. Lineage: Eukaryota; Metazoa; Cnidaria; Anthozoa; Scleractinia; Pocilloporidae.